Molecule: messenger RNA, 629 nt
Organism: Aethina tumida (small hive beetle)
Lineage: Eukaryota; Metazoa; Arthropoda; Insecta; Coleoptera; Nitidulidae
Exons: 2
Coding region: 96-629 (177 amino acids)
Source: RefSeq, a predicted model, not a curated record
CAAACCGGUCCAAAAUUUCAGAAAUCUCGUAUAUAAGUAUGGCGUUUUUGGACAAAUAUUAUCAUUAAUCGUGAGUUCGAGCUUUGGAUAAAAUCAUGAUAUCAAAGGCCGCAUUACUUGUUUUCAUGGUAAUGACUACAUCAGUCAUUACCACCCCCAUGCCUAGACCCCAAUAUGGAUUAGGAGGCGGAAGCGGUGGUGGAUUCGGAGGCGGCGGCGGCGCCGGUGGAGGAUUCGGCGGUGGAGCAGGAGGUGGCGCCGGAUUUGGCGGUGGUGAAGGUGGCGGAUUUGGCGGUGGAUCCGGUGGUGGUGGAGGAUUCGGCGGCGGAGCCGGAGGUGGCGGUGGAUUCGGCGGCGGAUCUGGCGGCGGAUUUGGUGGAGGACAAGGCGGCGGAUUCGGCGGUGGAGCCGGAGCUGGUGGAGGAUUCGGUGGUGGAGCCGGAGCUGGUGGAGGAUUCGGUGGUGGAGCCGGAGGUGGCGGCGGAUUCGGUGGCGGAGCCGGUGGUGGAUUCGGAGGUGGAGAAGGAGGCGGAUUCGGAGCGGGAGGAGGAAACGGAUACGGCGGUGGAUACGGCGGCGGAGAAGGUCGAGGAUUCGGUGGCGGGCACCAUCAUCACCACCAUGGAUAA